Molecule: messenger RNA, 396 nt
Organism: Cooperia oncophora
Lineage: Eukaryota; Metazoa; Nematoda; Chromadorea; Rhabditida; Trichostrongylidae
Source: the annotation of a GenBank genome assembly
AUGAAUUACCUCUUCUCACAAGCUACCAUGACUGAUUCAGAUGAGGAAUUCGCAAAAUUGAUGAAGUCUUUCGAGCAGGUGAAAGACCACAACUUGGUUGGAGAGAUUUGUUUCUCCGGUGCUGUAACAUUCGAGAACUACCAGAGAAUAACCAACUUGCUAAUGUAUGCAAAGAAGAGAGCCAUCACCGAUUCCGAUACCAUCGAUCGAUUGUCCCAAGCAUCAUACGUGUUGGCAACGUACCGUUUGAUGAAUGGACCUGAAAAUGCGAAAUUCGGCUCGGAUUCACUAUGGCAGAACUUUGUUGCUGGAAUACUGGGAGAAGGAGAAUGGCACGAGUUGUUCAUUCAUACGAUUGAGAAUGGGUAUAUUAAGGUGCGCAACAUCUUCUCAUAG